ACAGCUUCCUCUUUGGGUGGUGUUGAAAUGUUAAACCAAAGGUGCCAGAGCUGAAGAGAAUGUAUGUGACGUCCACCCGCUCACCUUGACGUCUCAUGGGCGUGCCACGUGUGUCAGCUAUUGAUUGUGCAUGAGAAAGUGGUGGAGAAUUGACAAAGCACACGGCCGAGAGCACUGGCUAGAUUUAUGACUGUUAAUGUUUGUUGUUGAAUGUUUUACUUCGCCCAUCGGAAGCUAUGUUCCACAAAAAUGAAGACAGAGUCAUGAAGGAUCCAAGGAUUUCUUCAGGCAGACUUCCUUGCCAGCAAAUAUCUGCUCCUUUAGUCAGGGUGAAGAAGCCAGGCUCGCUUAUCAGAUGUUUCCACUUGCUGCAGACACACCUGGUGGUCAUCGUUGUCCUCUUAGCAGGGCAAGCCUCCUGCAACCAGACCACUACAACUCCUUCCCCUUUUACUGUUUCUACUACAGCUCCACAAAUAUCAGUAUACUACUUUGUUGACAUUACGGUGGAUGUCACUGGACAGAGCAAGAACGAAUCUGAAAUCAUUGCCUGGCUCAAGCAGGUUUUCAGCACCAAGCUGGAGAACUGCGUGCCUCCAAACCCUCCAGAAACUACUGCCACACCGACCUCCCCACAAACUGCACCUGCAAGUACUGUCAGUGAGACAACACAAGUGGCCUCAUCAACACUGAACACUUACAACAGCACAACAACUGCAGUAACCACAUUACAGAGCAAUAGUACAGGUGCAACAUCCACGGCCUUAGAAGGCAACAGCACUACAGCAGCAACACCCACGGGAGGCAACAACUUCACAACCACUGCAACAACAUUACAAGGUUUCUGUAAAUGA
This is a messenger RNA of Pundamilia nyererei, 854 nucleotides long. RefSeq names its product integumentary mucin A.1-like. The record is from RefSeq and is a predicted model, not a curated record. The coding region runs from base 237 to 854 and encodes 205 amino acids. The transcript is spliced from 6 exons. Lineage: Eukaryota; Metazoa; Chordata; Actinopteri; Cichliformes; Cichlidae.